GAAAAUAAAAAUAUUUCGUAUCAGCGGCGGGGCUUUUAAAUUUUUAUAUUAUUGACACAGGAUGAAAAAUGGAGACUUCUGCCGUUAAUAAAAGUUUCAGUUCAUCGUCAGAUAGUUUUCCAGAAAAGGCAGUUAAGCUUCCAAGCAUUGCUGACUUUACAAUAAUAAAACCUAUAAGUCGAGGAGCUUUUGGGAAAGUGUACCUGUGUCAUAAAAAAGAGAAGCCAGAUCAAAUAUUUGCAGUGAAGGUAAUGAAAAAAGAAACUAUGGUUAAUAAAAACAUGAUGAAACAAGUGUUGACUGAAAGAAAUGCAUUAGCUUUAAGUAGAAGUCCAUUUGUUGUACAACUUUUUUAUUCCAUGCAGUCCAAAAAUAGCAUAUUUUUGGUUAUGGAAUAUAUGAUUGGGGGUGACGUAAAAUCUCUCCUUCACAUUUAUGGUUUCUUCGAUGAAGAAAUGGCUGUUUUUUAUGCUUCAGAAGCUGCCCAUGCAUUGGAAUAUUUGCAUAAACAUAAUAUUGUUCACAGGGAUCUCAAACCAGACAAUAUGUUGAUAUCUGCUACUGGACAUAUAAAACUUACUGAUUUUGGACUAUCAAAGAUCACUGUAAAUAAACCUAUAAAAAUUAUUGACCUCCUUGGAUCUCCUAACGAUAACAGUGAAUCAAAUGAUGGCCUUCCAAAUCGCACACCUGGACAACUGCUAUCCCUGACAUCUGCUUUUGGAUUUUCUUCAAAAAAAGGCAGCUUGAAUGCAGCAAGUACUGCUAGCCCAUCUUUUCCAGGGGAGUCUUCUGUGGAACGAAGGUCUUAUAUGUCUGACUCGCGGUGUAGUGUAGACCGUCACAGUUCAGAUUUUAGUUCAGUUCUGUCACCUUUGGCUUUGAAUUUUGAGACUCCAGACAAAUUAUUGGAAGUAAAAGAAACAAGUUCUGAAUCGCCCAUAAGAUCAAAACUGGCAAGACAUGACUCUUUUAGCUCUACGUCUAGCAGCAAUUCCACCUUCACACCUUAUUGCCCCAAGAAAAAGAGAAAAAUUCUUUCCUCUCGUUCUACAAAAAACUUGCGUGAGAUUCGUUUAUCUGGAUCAUUAACCACUGCUCUAGAAAUGAAACCUGAAACAAAUGAAAGUGAAUUUAACUGCGGCUCUAAUACAUCAAAACCAAAACAUAAAAGAAAACAUUCUUCUAGCUCCGAUGAUGAAAACUUGCCUAAUAAUAAGACUGGACUAUCAGCUGUAUUAUCUGAUUUGCGCUUUGAAGAUCAUGAAAUUGACAAAGAAAUAAUUUCAAAUGAAACCACAAUGUGCAAUGUUUUCUCAGACAGAAAUGUGAAGAAAUGCCGUUUCUCAUUGGAAAGUCCCAGACACAAGACGGAAUAUAAAAAUACUCAUUCACUUUCUGAAUCUAUGUACUUAAAAAGUUUCCAGUCUCCUUUAACGGAAGCUAACUAUCCUAAAAAAUCUGUAAAUUUUUGUUUUAAAAGUGAUAGCUCAGCUGAACAGUUGGGCAGUUGUUUCAGCAACAAGGUAGAUGAACAAUCCCUUGCAAUGUCUGACCAAAAUUCAGUUUUUUCGACUCCUGGAGACAAAAGAAUGUUCAGUUCAAGGUUUGUUACCCCAUUGCAACGUUCUCGAGCACGAUUCAGAACACCCAAAAGUGUGCGCAGGGGGCCUGAACCAGAUUCGAGUGAAAGAAUACUUGGGACUCCUGAUUACUUAGCUCCUGAAUUAUUACUUCGCAAAGAGCAUAGUUUUCCUGUUGACUGGUGGGCUCUAGGUGUUUGUCUGUUUGAAUUCCUGACUGGUAUUCCACCUUUUAAUGAUUCUACAGCAGAAGCUGUUUUUAAUAAUAUUUUGCAAAGAGACAUUCCAUGGCCUGAUGGAGAAGAAGCUCUUUCUGAUAAUGCAAAAAGUGCUAUUGACCAAUUGCUUACUCUAGAUGCUAACCAAAGGCCUGGAGUCAACGAACUGAGAAAAUGGCCAUUAUUUGGAAAGAUUGAAUGGGAAAAAAUCUUGAAGUCAGCUGCUCCUUUUGUACCUAUUCCUGAUAGUAAAACAGAUACAGGAUAUUUUGAAGCACGGAAUGAAGAACAACAUAUAAAGGUAUCAAGCUUUGAACUGUAACAAAUUCUUAUGAGCAUAAGAAAUAUUUUAGAAUAUGCUCUAAAAAUGUAUAUUUUAAUCAAAUUUGUGUAUUGUUGAAUUGAAUCAUAUGUAAAGUAUGAAUCAAACCAAUAUUUUUGGAAAUGGUUCUAUAAAUAUAUGGCACAUAUUGUAAAUAUUUUUAAUGUCAAUGCAAGUACAAACAAACCCUACAAAUGUAUUUUAUGUCUAAUUUUACUACAUAUUCUGUACUUCAAUUUAUUAUAUAUAUCAUGUACAUUGUACUCAAUUCCAAAUAAGGUGAUUUCACAUGUAAAUUUUUAGUUUUAUUAAAUUGCCUUAUAUGUCAAUGCCUUUUAGUUAUUUGUUUCAUUUUAAAAUUUAAUCUCACCAUUUUACUAUAUAAUAAUUAACUAACCAGUAUAUAAAAAUUUAUGGUGUUACUUAUACUGUGGUACAUAUACCACUAAUGGUGCUUAGCAUUAUUCUGGGUGAAUCAGUCUUUAGAAAAAAAAAAGUUUAAAUGUAUAUAAAAUGGCACCCUUUUUAAUAUUUUGUUUUAAUCUGUAAUAUUAUAAUUUUUCUGUUUUGGAUACUACUGUAUUUAAAAUUCAGUUGAACAAAGUAGUCAGAAGAUAAUAGAAAUCAUAUGAAUGAUUUGAUAAGCCUAAUUUAUGAAAUUUUUCAGUUUAA
Argiope bruennichi is the source of this 2795-nucleotide messenger RNA. RefSeq names its product serine/threonine-protein kinase greatwall-like (gene gwl). The transcript is spliced from 14 exons. Gene Ontology annotation, biological process: intracellular signal transduction; peptidyl-serine phosphorylation. Gene Ontology annotation, molecular function: ATP binding; protein serine/threonine kinase activity. Bases 69 to 2123 code for a protein of 684 amino acids. The record is from RefSeq and is a predicted model, not a curated record. Lineage: Eukaryota; Metazoa; Arthropoda; Arachnida; Araneae; Araneidae. Gene Ontology annotation, cellular component: nucleus.